Gamsiella multidivaricata is the source of this 1454-nucleotide messenger RNA. RefSeq lists its product as uncharacterized. The transcript has 5 exons. The record is from RefSeq and is a predicted model, not a curated record. Bases 134 to 1282 code for a protein of 382 amino acids. Lineage: Eukaryota; Fungi; Mortierellomycota; Mortierellomycetes; Mortierellales; Mortierellaceae.
CCGUGCUCCCCUCCCCUCGCUCGACUCCCGUUUAUAUCCCCUUUCUCGUUUGCCGCACGCAUCGUCCCCCUAGUUCUCCUAGUAAUAUCCUGCCUAUUCCUGAUCCAAAUUGUUCUACAUAGAUUUUGCUGCCAUGGCCAGUCUACCAACGCCUCCAGUGUGCAACGCCCGCAAGCACUCUUAUGAUUUCCUCAGCAACUCUGACGCGUUCUUGCUGGGAGGCAUUUGCACGACUAAGCGGAGGAGAAUGCUCUCCGAUGAAUUGAUGUCGGAGACUCCUGCCUCGCCCCCAGCAUCCAAUGCUGGCGAUGAUGACGUCGCAGAGUUGAGCGACGCUGAAUCGACCGCUGGUUAUUUCAUGACCCAAAGGCGGUCUCUCUUCCAGAUGCGUCACGUCCGCCAUUUGACACCCACUUCUCCUUCCUUGCCGGAGAUCGUCUGCUUUGCUCCCCCUACACACGAAGAAUAUGACUAUCACCCAGAGCUAGACCACUCUGAUGAUGAUGAGGAAGAGGACGAGGAGGAGCGCAAGGCUGGUGUCGCUGAGAACGUGGUUGCUGAGGCUGUGCCUUCAGACCUGUUUGUGGUAGAGGCCGAUCAGGAGAUGGGUCACAGCGCUUACCUCUCUGAGGACAACUAUUCUUCCUCAGAUGAUGAGGCCGAUUUCGGUUACCAUUCUGGGAACCAGAUGCAGAUCGACGCUAUGAGUUCGAGCGAUGAUAGCGACUCCGAUAUCUCUGAUGUCGAGGACUAUCAGCCUGUCAGACGUCGCGGCACCUGGCACGGUCCUAGUCUGGAGGAGAUUGAGCGGGCAUCUGUCAAGAAGGUUAGAGGCUAUGGCUUCGCUUGCAAGUUGCCUCGUCUCGACUUGACCAGCUACGCACACGAGACAGUCGAUCAGCGUAUCCGCCCAGUUCUUCAGCACUUCUGCCAUGGUUGCCAAUCUCAAGAAUCAACCGCGGGUAACAUUAUGGUCCGCUGCGAGGGAUGCCCCAAGGCCUUCCAUCAAAAGUGCCACGGUGAAACCGUCAUUUCUGAUGACAUUGCCUUGUCGGACAAGCCUUGGUUCUGCGACGAGGCCUGCAAGGAGAACGUCAAGAAGCGUCGCGUGUGUGUUGAGCUUCCCAAGAAACGCCUGCCUCUGAUGUCAACUCCAAAACCUGUUAUAACGACGGCCUCGCCUGCUCCCCUGGCCGCAGCCGGUUCUGCGGUCGAGACAGGCCGUUCCCGUGGAAUGAGGACAUCGAUCCCUGGCGAGACGUCCCCUGCACGAUCCAAGUAAAAGAGUGCUUUGUGCUCUUUUGCUGGAGUAUUCCUUUGUGUUAUCGCAAUCCCUCCUUUUCUCUACACUGACCGUUGCUCCUUGAACAAACCAUUAAUACCGACCUGCCCAUUGAUUUUUAUUUUAUCAACUUGCUUUCCUUUCAUUUUGAUUUCUCGUUCUUGCUUUUUUG